This is a messenger RNA of Symbiodinium sp. CCMP2456, 660 nucleotides long. Lineage: Eukaryota; Dinophyceae; Suessiales; Symbiodiniaceae. The record is from the annotation of a GenBank genome assembly.
AUGGGUGCCACCGUGGCGAGGCAAACGGAUUGGCUGCUCUUUGGCCCAGUCACUCGGGUUCUGGUCAUGAACCCAGCAUGCGAGUUCUUUGUGGAGCUUGAGAAGUCACCUUCCCAGCGAUUGGUUCGCCUUCUUCAGAGCGAAUGUGCACCAAGAAUAUCGCCAGCUUGCCUUCGGCAGCAGGGAAGACCUUCAUUUGAGAGAGUGAUUUCAUUGGAAAAGGCCGUGGUAACAGGCAUAAAUGGUGGGCACGUCCAUGUCGCCUCCUCGGAGUGUCCACCAUGGCGUCCACUCUUUCAGACGUAUUACCUGGAUGUUGAUGCCCUGGUUCUAAUGCUCGACAUCAGCUCGGACCGAAUGCCAUCGGAGCCUGGGAAGUUUGAAAGUGCGAUCGCCCAAGAUGUCGAGGGUGUUAGGAAGUUCCUUGGCAAGUUUGACGACUGGGAAGCAUGCCCACUUCUGAUAUUGUGCCAUGCGACGGGCACAGAGUCUGCGGCCUUCGAUGCAGAGCGCUUCCGAGGCGAGAUCGGAAAGUGCGAGUUGCGACAGCUACCGAAUCGAGUGCGUCACUUUUCAUGGAGCUCCCCGUCUCUCUUACCGGAGCUGCGAGAGGACCUGGCUUGGCUGGUCACCGCCAAGGAGUCCAUGAAAAGAAGCUGA